This is a messenger RNA of Branchiostoma belcheri (Belcher's lancelet), 1202 nucleotides long. Its product is annotated as corticotropin-releasing factor receptor 2-like. Bases 101 to 1156 code for a protein of 351 amino acids. The record is from RefSeq and is a predicted model, not a curated record. The transcript is spliced from 12 exons. Gene Ontology annotation, biological process: cell surface receptor signaling pathway; adenylate cyclase-modulating G protein-coupled receptor signaling pathway. Lineage: Eukaryota; Metazoa; Chordata; Leptocardii; Amphioxiformes; Branchiostomatidae. Gene Ontology annotation, molecular function: G protein-coupled peptide receptor activity; peptide hormone binding. Gene Ontology annotation, cellular component: plasma membrane.
UGGACAGUCUUUGCGGCUGAGGGAGUACACAUUAGACGAUAUCAAGGAACUGAUAUGCUACAGUAAGCACAAGGAUGUUGGUACAGGUUCCGUGGGUGUGAUGUGCAAUGCAUCCUGGGACGGUCUGACGUGCUGGCCGCCAACUCCCACAGGGAGAGUUGUGCGCAUGUCCUGUUUCUCCGAGCUGCGCGGCAUCCCAUACGACACCAGCGAAAACGCGACAAAGUUCUGCCAUUUGAACGGCACCUGGGCGAAGAAGGCUGACUAUAGUCACUGUCGUCCGGUCAACAAAAACUCCAGCGUGGAUGACAGUAGCAGACAUUGGGAACAGCAUUUGGAGAACGCCAAGCUACUCCAGGACAUCGGACAUGCUAUCUCUCUCGUCUGCCUGGUCUUUGCGUUUGCCAUGUUUGCCUAUCUUAAGAGCAUCCGCUGUACGAGGAACAACAUCCACUGGAACCUGGUGGCAACCUUCAUCCUCAGGAACACCAGCUGGUUCAUCAUUCAGGCGGUGGUGACUGUGGAGGCAGUGCGGGACAAAAGUUGGUACUGCCGGGCAGUGGUCACACUCAACAACUACUUCAGCUCCACCAACUUCUUCUGGAUGUUUGUGGAGGGCUUGUACCUACACAUCAUGGUCGCGCAUGCGUUUAACACGGAGAAAUUCGACCUGUGGGUGUAUGCCAUGGUGGGGUGGUGCGUCCCAGUGCCCAUCAUUGUAGCGUGGGUUCUAGUGAAGGUCCUAGCACAAGAUGAAGGGUGCUGGAUCUCUUCAAGCUAUUAUGACUUCAUCUUCCACGGACCAAUCAUCCUCAUCUUACUGGUAAACUUCAUCAUACUCGGAAACGUUGUGAGAAUACUAGUCUUGAAGUUGAGGGCAAGUCCUGAGCAUCGGGAGGCCACUCACUACAGCAUCAAGGCGGCCAAGGCUACAGUUGUGCUGCUGCCUCUCCUCGGGGUGACCUACGUGUUGUUUAUAGUCCACCCCAGCGGACAGGGAACCUCCAGACUCGUCUUCAUCUACUUCAACUCCUUCUUCCAGUCAUUCCAGGGAUCCUUUGUGUCAAUCAUCUACUGUUUUACCAACGCCGAGAUCCGCAAUGCUGUCAAAAGAAGGAUACACCUCAGCCGCUGCAGGCAGCAGGACUUUGUCUAGUGAUCCUUAAAAGAACUGCAGAAAAACAUCUAUUUUUACAGCUGAU